AAAAUUUUGUGGCAAGUCUGCGGAAUGGACAGUGUUUACAAUGGGAAAUCUCACCUAUUCGUGAUACAGUAGUGUUACCAGUGAUGGGUGUAUUUUACGCAUACACAGUCAUUUUAGCCCAUUCAAUAUUAUAUACAAUUACUCUGUGUAGCGUCACACGGUUACACACAGCAUCCAGUGUAAUAUUUCCCACUUGAGGAUUUCGGAUGGAUUUGGUUGGCUCUUGGGUGGAAUAUGGUUAUGGCAUCACUCAAUAUACUUUUUUGAUUCAGUUACAUUCUGUACUCUGUGGAUGGUGGCGGUGCCGCUUCAGUAUUUUUGACCACCCUUACAGUAUCCUUUUACACAUCUCUUCAUCGUUUGUGUGACUUAGAAUCAAAUGUUUGGACUAUUUUUUUCUGAGUGUUUUAUCAUUUUUUUUAAUCAAAUGUGAUGUUUUAAAACUAAAUUUUGUCAUUAAUUUCCUUUAAAAUAAAUUUGUGAACAUUAGUAAAUUUUUGCUGCAUUUUGUGCGAUUUUUUUGUGAACUUGCAUUGAUUAUUUUUAUAACGUUUUAAUUGUGUUAAUUAAAGUGUGAAAAUGAGUUUACCCAAUGGGGUCGAUAUGACCAAUUUAAUGUCGCAACAUCCUGUUUUGGGGGCUCUGCCACCGUCGUUUUUUCUUCGAGCAGCCUCAGAACGCUAUCAAAGGACACCAAAAUGUGCUAGAUGUCGAAAUCACGGAGUGGUGAGUGCUUUGAAAGGUCACAAGAGAUAUUGCCGAUGGCGAGACUGUGUCUGUGCGAAAUGUACAUUGAUUGCUGAGCGACAGCGAGUUAUGGCAGCACAGGACAAAUCGUUGAACAAGGUCGCUUUGAGAAGACAGCAAGCUCAAGAAGAGAAUGAGGCUCGUGAAUUAGGAUUACUCUACACUGUGCCAAAUCCGAAUUCGGGCAAUUCGGAUAAAAUCCCACUAUCACAGGAUACCAUCAGGAGCGCCUCAUCAUCACCACGGAAAGACAGUUCGCGGAAUCAGAGGAAUUCUUCGUACAACAACAACGAAUCUCAAAUCGAUCUCGUGAGAUCCACGCGACUCUCAUCGUCUUAUUCGCCAGAAAACACAGAAAAUGACGGAAGUCCUGGUCCAAAGCGCACGAGGCUCUCAAAUGAAACAGACAAUGACAACGACACAGGAUCCGAGUCGUCUCCAAGUAGUCCCACAACAUGCCUGAAGGCAAAUCCAUUUUCUUUGCCCAGUCAACUGUCACCCAUUCAGAGGGGUACAGCAAGUUCACCGGAGUCGGAUCUCGAUGUGGAUUCAGCCCUCGAGAAUGCCACUCCUGAGAAUCUCAGUCUCAAGAAGGAGGAUUCUACAUCUCCACCCCCCAGUGGUCCCCCUUGCUCCCUCGAUAAUCUCCACGCACUGCGCUCCUUCACGGGUUCUCAGGGUUUCAUACCCUACCACCAUCAUCAUCAUCAGCAGCAGUUUGUGCCGCAGGAUACCCUCGAUGGAGGUAGCUCUCUGUCUAGCCAGUCGCGGUCGCCUGUAAAUGUUCUGCUGAGAGUCUUUCCCAAUAGACGGCGCAGCGAAGUGGAGCAACUUUUGCACAGAUUCCGUGGAGAUGUUGUCCAGGCAAUGGAGGCGAUGUUGAAUGGCGAAAAUGCCCUGAAUUCCAUCUGUGUUCCAUCCGUUUCUCCACCCUUUUCCGUCAAGUCCGCCUUUUCACCCCUCAUACCGCCGACGGCAUUUGUUUCUUCCGGCGGUGGAAGGUAUCCGUACAUGCCACAACAACCAGUGGCUACCAAACGCUUUCUAGCAGCGCCAUAUUCCGGCACCGGCUACCUUUCUACUGUAAUUCAGUCUGAACCGACGGAUCAGAUUGAAUCGAAUGGAUCGAGUGGUGCAGCUAGUGGAGGAAGUUCCACGGGAAAUGGUGGAGGAAGUAACGGCAGGGGUGGGACACCGACUGGUGGCAGUGAGAACCAAGAGUAGUGUCAAGUACAUUGAAUUUUAAUAAUUCAACUAUUUCAUUCAGUAUAGUCACAUAAGAGUAUUUUUAUCAAAAGAGAAGUUUCUCUUAUUUCCAAAAAAAAAAAAAGAAAAACAAAGCCUAGUGUAGUGAUUUGUUCUCGAAAUAUUAGAAUGGAGAAGGUUAAUUUUAGCCUCCCAAGUAGAUGAAAUUCUAGCAUGUAUAAUCUUUGAGAAGAGUGUACAGUAAUUGUGUAUUUAGAAUUAAUUCAUCUCAAUAAUAAUGCUUUAAUCAGAUAUUGAAAUUAUUUGAGAAGCAAAUAAAGAUGUGUAAUGGAUUGAAAAA
Phlebotomus papatasi is the source of this 2293-nucleotide messenger RNA. It is a transcript of the gene dmrt99B, whose product is annotated as doublesex- and mab-3-related transcription factor A2. Bases 580 to 1971 code for a protein of 463 amino acids. Gene Ontology annotation, molecular function: protein binding; DNA-binding transcription factor activity, RNA polymerase II-specific; RNA polymerase II cis-regulatory region sequence-specific DNA binding. Gene Ontology annotation, biological process: sex differentiation; regulation of transcription by RNA polymerase II. The transcript has 6 exons. NCBI's taxonomy places the organism in Eukaryota, Metazoa, Arthropoda, Insecta, Diptera, Psychodidae. Gene Ontology annotation, cellular component: nucleus. The record is from RefSeq and is a predicted model, not a curated record.